AUGUGCCAGCGGCGCGUGAACCUUCGUGUCGUCCAAGACAUGGUGCUGAAAAAUCGCAUUUUGCAAGAAAACGAGUCGAAGAAGGCCAGAAACCACGAAGUGUCUUUGCGUGCUCCACACACUGCCAUUGAGCGCAUCAAGGCAAAAAAACGACAGGAGCUCAAAGCAUUGGACGACGGAGUCGAGGUGCUCAUUUUGAACCAGCCGUCCUCUAUCGAAGCAAUGAAUGUCGCUCGCAUGCUCUCGCCGCGUUUCGCUGAAACAAUCAACUACUCCCCGGACAUCACCAAGAACUCUGCUGACGACGUGAGGGUCAAAACGUUGCUCCAGAGCGACCGAAUCGGGUCUUACUACCGCUAA
Molecule: messenger RNA, 360 nt
Organism: Aphanomyces invadans
Lineage: Eukaryota; Oomycota; Saprolegniomycetes; Saprolegniales; Verrucalvaceae
Exons: 3
Coding region: 1-360 (119 amino acids)
Source: RefSeq, a predicted model, not a curated record